This is a messenger RNA of Bactrocera latifrons, 3397 nucleotides long. Its product is annotated as triple functional domain protein. The coding region runs from base 696 to 3011 and encodes 771 amino acids. The transcript is spliced from 8 exons. Gene Ontology annotation, biological process: axon guidance. Gene Ontology annotation, cellular component: cytoplasm. Lineage: Eukaryota; Metazoa; Arthropoda; Insecta; Diptera; Tephritidae. Gene Ontology annotation, molecular function: guanyl-nucleotide exchange factor activity. The record is from RefSeq and is a predicted model, not a curated record.
ACAACACAUUCGUGUGAGUAAAUCUAUAUUUCGGUUUCUUGCUUUUGAGCAUUUCAAAAUAUUCUCCGCGAUAUUACCAAUUUACACAGCUGCUAAUGACAUAUUCACUUGCUAGCGUCUAAAGACUGACUAUAUCAGUUUGUGUGGAAGUUCUCAUGCCUGCUUUUAGCCGUGUCUUGCUGCUUUGCUGGUUAGUUGAGAUGUUUACUCGUGGUUUAUUGGUUAGUUAGUUUAAGUAACUCCCGCUUGUCUGUUGGGCUAAUGACGGGAGGAAAUUAACUAAAUUGCUUUAAUUAUCCGGAUAAUUUUUUGUUUUGCGCUGUUGCGUGAAAAAUAUUCAUAGAAAUUUUUUUUGUGUGCAAAACAAAGAUAAUCAACGAUAAACGAAGUGGGACAUAAACAAAACGCAAAUUCAUGAAAUAAAGAUAAAGUACAAUAGAGAAAAGUGAAGGAGAGCAUAAAAGUACAACAAAAAUUUGGUUAAUAAGGCUGUUGUUAAUAACAAAUUAUUAAUAAUUAUUAAAAGAGACAUAGAGAACAAAGAGAGUGAGCGGCAAAACGAUCAAAGUUCGCACGGUGUGAGUAAAGCGAGAACUCUAGUGAUACUGAGUGUGGGUGGCACGUCCAAGUUGAGAUAAGCGCGCGUGCUCAACGCUUACCGACUACUCGCGCGAACGAUAAGACCGCACACCCAAAUGGCGGAUGAGUGCGCCAUCGACAGUCCGCGUCCGUUUCGACGUGAGCGCAAUCUGAGCAAUCGCAAUUUCGCCAAACGUCGUUCCAACCGACGUAUUAGCGUCGAGAGUCACAGCUCGGUGGAGUCAUUUAAUCUAAGUGCAGCUGAGAGUGUAAACAACGCUAGCUCAGUGAGCUCUGUGCAUGAGCACAGUUCCAGCGCUAGCGGCAAUGACAGUCAAAAUCACAGUACGUCGACCAGCAGCGGCAGUAGUGGUUCACAUUCGUUUAGUGUCGCUAGUAGUCAACUCGAUUAUUCCUACUCGGUACAAUCGGAUACGGAAAGUGCAUUUUUACGCGCCUCUACGCGCAGAAUGGUGCCACCACCGUUACCCAUAACUGGGCCGCCGCUUGAUAACGAUGAGCCUACAGCUACAAUAACAAAUGAUGACGAGACACAGCAACAAACGCCCGAUCCCGCUUUGUUGGGUGUGCGACAGAAAGUUGAUCGUUUCGAGACGUUGACAGCCGAACAGCGUAUUCUCUUCAAAACGGGACGUCAUCAGCUGCGUCAACAGCACCAACAAUAUUAUGCGCAAACAGGUGAAAGAAAAACAACUGGUGUGGGUGGCAUUUCAGCCGCCGCGCCUGGUUUAUGGCGUGUCUUUCCGCCAGCUACGCGUCGUUCCACUCCCGAAACGGAUAGCUCGGUGGCCAGCCGACAGUCGGCACUCAGCUCAUUUCACACCUCCAUCGAUGAAGAGCGCUCCGUGGACGAUGUGGAUGAGAUUUCCGACUAUGCCGAGGAUGCGCACGCAGAUGCUGUCCUUGAGGCGGAGUAUGCGGUGCCCGAGGAAGCGCAUGAAUUGCGCGAAGAUGUGAUGCCAUCGCCAGAGCCUGGCUAUAUGCCGCCCACGGAGGCUGAGCAAUUGGUGACGGCAGGCGUAGUCGAGUUGAAUCUAGAUGAUUUCGGUAAGGUGGAGAAGGUGCGUCGCGUUGCCAGCGAUGAUUACGCACGCACAAUGCCAAAGGCUCGCUCGAAGAAGCUGUCCGCGGAAGUUGAGUGUGGGGAAAAACCGGCGUCGAAAGAUUUUCCGAGAAAUUAUCGUUCAGUGCCUCGUCCCAAGACUGAAAUUAUUGGUACCAAGAAUCAUGCGGUUGUUAACAAAAGUAAAUCGCUCUAUCAGCCAAAUGAGGAGCUCGAUGAUGAAGCUGAGGCUGAGCUGCGCGAUAAGAGCUCACAACACAUAAAACCCAUACUCGAGGAGUUGAUAAAAACUGAGGAAACGUAUGUGGAGAACUUACGUACCGGUUUGGAGAAUUAUGGAAAUAUAUUUGCACGCAAAGAUUUACCGCUCGGUUUGCGUGGCAAGAAAUAUGUUUUGCUUGGUAAUAUCGCACAGAUCUAUGAAUUUCAUGCGGAGGAGUUUUUACCAAUGUUACAUACGUAUAGAAGGGAUCUGAAGCGAUUAUUCGAUGAAUUUCAACAUUAUAUUGAUCAAAACUCCUUCUACUGCUAUGUCAUAUUUACAAUGAACAAGCAACGUUCACUCAAAUUAUGUGAUACAUAUAAAAAUUAUUUUAAGCGCAUACAAAACGAAUUGGAUGAUAAGUUAGGUAUAAAUAGUUUCCUGGUACAGCCCAUACAACGGAUGGCGCGAUAUCCACUGCUAUUGCAACAAUUUAUCACGACCCUCUUCAAGCAUCGCGACUUCGAGAUUAAGCCUUUGCUUGAGUCAUGCUGCCGAUUGGAGAAGAAAAUGCGCACUCUGCUGACCACAACCAACGAAUCCGAAGUGAUUAACGACAUUGUCGAGUGCAAUGAGUUCAACGUUUUUCAUCAGGGCAAAUUCCGUAAAGUAAGCGACUUUUCCAUUAUAGAUCACACGCUACGACGCACUUAUCGCGGCAAGGUCUUCAUAUUCGACAAAUGCAUCAUCUAUACCGAAAUUAAGGGCAAACACUUAAUCUUCCAUGGCCGUUAUCCGUGCGAGCAUAUCGGCAUUGUGGCGAAAACGAAGCACUUCACCUUAUUCUACGAGCGCCGUAAGCAGCAAGAGUGCGAUUUUCAAGCUGAACCACCAGUGAUCGAAGCGUGGCUGGAGCUGAUACGCGAAAUGAUCAGCUCAUUUGUGAUGGAGGAGCGUCAAAAACUGCAAGAUCGCUAUGCGCGCGAAGGCGAACAGCAGUACCGAAAACCGGUUAGUUUAACGCUUUUUCGCGAUUCGAAUCGUUUUAGUUCGGAUAGUGGCAUAGGCAAUAUAUGGGUGCUGCCGAAACCGGAGGCCGAGUCGGAAGCGUCGAGCAAUCGCACGACGUGGUAUGCGGUGAAUUGAACAAAAGCAUUGGUUCCAAAUAUAUAGAAUUUGAAAAAAUUACACGGAUAUUGUACGCCUGCGACUAAGGAAAUGUAGUCGGUGCUAUAUUCGCCUAAACAGUGCCAGUCAGAUAUAUAUAUAGAUAUACAAUAGUAAGUAUAUCUAUACGAAGCAAAUUUUUUCAUUAUUCAUUAAAAAUUCAUUCAUGGAUAAUGUGCCCUUACUUUUUAGUACUAGAGCUUUUGUAGCUAUAGAGUGGCCAUAUUUUUAAUAAUUUUAAUACCUAAGCAAUAAGAAUGUGUUGCGCACUUCAAUUUAUUAUAAAAGAAAUAUUUUAAAAUAGUUUAGAAAUUGAAAAAUUUUAUGAAAUUAUUCUUUACGUCUUUUGUAACUGGCAUACAAAA